Molecule: messenger RNA, 4633 nt
Organism: Anarrhichthys ocellatus (wolf-eel)
Lineage: Eukaryota; Metazoa; Chordata; Actinopteri; Perciformes; Anarhichadidae
Gene: mta3
Product: metastasis associated 1 family, member 3
Exons: 19
Coding region: 279-2381 (700 amino acids)
Biological process (GO): negative regulation of transcription by RNA polymerase II
Cellular component (GO): nucleoplasm; NuRD complex
Molecular function (GO): transcription corepressor activity; sequence-specific DNA binding; histone deacetylase binding
Source: RefSeq, a predicted model, not a curated record
UCUCCUCAACGUCACCAGUCAGUGGUUUUUCGGGUUGAUCGGACUUCUUUUGGCUGCCGUGAGUUCACUGUAUUGUAAAGGGUACUGUGAAUCCUAGAGGAGGAGGGGAGGGGGGGUCGAUUUGCCAAAAAAUCUCCCGCUUGGGUACACAUCCGGAGUCUCGACGAUCAUAAUUCAUCGCACCUUUUACCUUUUAAGGGACCGAGUUUUAUUGUUUUUAUUAAUUUAUUCUAUUUCUCUUAGUUUAUGGUUUACGUUAACACUCCGGGAGGGCAGAAAUGGCGGCCAACAUGUACCGGGUCGGAGAUUAUGUAUUCUUUGAGAACUCGUCCAGUAACCCUUACCUGAUCCGGCGGAUAGAAGAACUCAACAAGACGGCCAGCGGGAAUGUGGAGGCCAAGGUGGUUUGUUUCUACAGAAGGAGAGACAUCUCCCACAGCCUCAUCCAGCUCGCAGACAAACAUGCAAAGGAGUUGGAAGAAGAGAAGGAGAGCCCGAUAGAGACAGACCUCACAGACAAACAGAAACACCAGCUUCGCCACAGAGAGCUCUUCCUCUCCCGGCAGUAUGAGAGUCUGCCUGCGACACACAUCAGGGGGAAGUGCAGUGUCGCAUUAUUAAAUGAGACUGAAGCCGUUCUUUCAUACCUUGACAAAGAGGACACGUUCUUCUACUCGCUGGUGUACGACCCCACACAGAAGACCCUGCUGGCCGACAAAGGAGAGAUCAGAGUGGGGCCGCGCUUUCAGGCAGACGUACCUGAAAUGCUACAAGAGGGAGAGGCCGAUGACAGGGACCAGUCCAAGCUGGAAGAGAAGCUGUGGUAUCCAGAGUGUCCGCUCUCCAGCAAACAGAUAGACCAAUUUCUAGUGGUGGCACGGGCGGUUGGGACCUUUGCUCGAGCGUUGGACUGCAGCAGCUCAGUCCGACAGCCGAGCUUACACAUGAGUGCAGCUGCAGCCUCACGAGAUAUCACACUGUUCCAUGCGAUGGACACGCUGCAUCGUCAUAAUUACGACCUGUCCAGUGCGCUGAGUGUGCUGGUCCCAGCAGGCGGCCCCGUGCUCUGCAGGGACGAGAUGGAGGAGUGGAGCGCCUCGGAAGCCGCCAUGUUCGAGGAGGCACUAGAGAAAUACGGAAAAGACUUCAACGACAUCCGACAAGACUUUCUGCCAUGGAAGUCUCUGACUAGUAUCAUAGAGUACUACUACAUGUGGAAGACCACAGACAGAUAUGUGCAACAGAAGAGACUCAAGGCAGCAGAGGCAGAGAGCAAACUGAAGCAGGUUUAUAUCCCCACAUAUAACAAGCCCAACCCCAACCAGAUCUCUAUGACCAAUGGCAAGAUGGCGACGGUGAAUGGAGCGGGCCCCGGGGCCUACCAUGCAGCAGGCGGGGGCCGAGCCUGCGAGAGCUGCUAUAGCAUGCAGUCGGCCCAAUGGUACUCAUGGGGGCCACCAAACAUGCAGUGCCGCCUUUGCGUUUCCUGCUGGAUGUACUGGAAGAAGUACGGAGGCCUGAAGAUGCCAAGCAGAGCAGAGGGCCCAGAGGAGAGGACCUCGCCUGUUCCAGCAACCAAUGAGCCUCGCUCACGGGGCCACGCUCCUCGCCAGUCCAACCACAUGGUGCCGAUGCGAAACAGCGGCAGCCCGAAGUCCUCCAUGAAGACCAAGCAGGCUUUCCUGCUGCAGGCCACCCGCCUCACCAAGCUGGCCCGGCACAUGUGCCGUGACAUCAUCAGGCUGCGCCGCGCUGCGCGCCGGCCCUUUGUCCCCAUUAACUGUGGGUCCAUAAAGGCAGAGUACAUGUUAAGGGUGUCGGAAGGGCAGGGGACUCGCCUACCCAAAACCAGAGCCCCCCAAAGGAGCACUCUGACCAGUGUUGUACAGUUUCUAGAGUCUCGUCCAGCACCCCACGCACCUCGCUCCCACCGCACCCCGGGCCUGCAGACGCCUCCCCCUCGACGCCUCCUCUCUUCUCUCCCGCACGGCCCCCACGGCAUGCUGGGAAAACGCAGCUACCAUCACCACAGCAGGGCUGAGCCGGACAGACGCUCAGAUAACCCUGGUACAACAGGUGGACCCCUCCUGCAUAACGGCCGCAGCAGUAGCAGUGGAAACACCCGAGGUGGCGUCAUGGUCCGCAAGAGACGCCCCAACUGGAUCGAUGCCCCCGAUGACAGCUUCUUCCUUGUCACCCGGGACACCAGGAGGGCCAGGCGGCUGCUGUCCCGCUCCCAGCUGAGGCACGCUUGUCGGCAGCCAUGCGAGCAGAUCACCCUGCGCAGGGUCACCCAGGCCCCGCCGCAGGGGCUCGUCCUUGCCCCUCCGCACCCUCACCCCAGCUUGAGGAUGCGAGGCCCCAUCGUCAUCCACGACUGACCGCGCGCGGAUCCUCUGACACCCCUGCUGCAUACUAACGAAUACAUUCUCACCCCCUGUUCUUUCAUUAGAUUCCUUAAAAUGCUGUUAUAAUCCAGAACACUUAAACAAGCCGUCUCUCAACUGUUUGGCAACAGAAGGAUGUCCCCAGCUGUGAUGCAAUAGAAACAUGCACCUGACCUGACUGCAAGUGCUGCCUGUCUGUAAUCCUGGGAUUGUGUAAAUACUGUAUUUGGGUGCAUGCGAGUGUGUGGAAGAGAGAGAUAGUGUGUGUGUGUGUGUGUGUGUGUGUGUGUGUGUGUGUGUGUGUGUGUGUGUGUGAGAUAAUGCCAACAACACAUGAGAGAACGAGUGGAUGUUGACGUGUGCUGUUCUUAGUUUUUAUGGAUGGACAUAACAACAGAUUUUUGUGCGACUUUCUUUUGUGUUGAUGGUGAAUUGUUGUGAAGUUUUAUCAGAUUGUAUAAAGUUAUUUUGGGUGGGGGCAUGGGGCUGGAUUACUUUGGGGUAGAGGGUGGGAUUGCAUUUGUGGGGACUCUUUCAACAUUGGAGAAGAAGGCAAAUGUCCAACGCUGACGUUAAAAAGAAAAUGCACUAUCAACUGAACGAGCAGCCUUUUUUUUUUUUUCUUCAGCUGCAUUGAAUUGCGUUGUACCUGCAGGUUUUCACGCUCUUGUUGAGGUUUAAAUCAAUGAGCUGGAGCCGGUGUUGAGGAAUGAUGACCUGGAGACAUUGUUUCACAAAAUAACUCCAAAAAGCUGUCAGUCAUUCAUGAGAAAUCUGCAGGUCUGAAAAUAUAACAAGGCAAAGAAAUAGAGAGCCAGCUCACAUCAAACAGCGUACGCCUCCCUCCUGAACCAGUGUAUAAUAUAUUGUAUAUCUCAUUAAAGCACUGUAAAUCUACUCAUCCUAUUUCUAUGGCCGACUGUACCUACCUAGCCCUAACAUGGGAACUAAAGCACUUCCUUUGCAACAGAGAGGGGCAUGGAUCUGUCAUAUUUUCCUCAAGGCAGUGAUGUACCGGCAACAUUUUGAGGCAAAAAGGAAAAAAGAAAAGAGCACCUUUGCCAGCAGUUGUUUGCUGUAUAUUUCUUCAUUGUUUCUUAAUAACAACAGUCAAGUUUCUCCUGUUUUCAGGUCCUCUCUCUCUCUCUCUCUCUCUCUCUCUCUCGAUGCUGCAUGUUGCCAGAGGGCGUUGCCUCAGAAAGUUGCUGGUGAACCUAUCCUGCCUUCAGGUGUGUUUAAUUAUGGGUUUUUAAAAACUGGCAUCGCCGCCGCAUGUCUUUGAGGUGAGAGCCUCCGCCGAUGAUUUCUUCUCUUUCAUUCAGAAUGUUUAUGUUAGUGUUUCCUGUAUGUCUUGUGUUGAAUUAUGAAUAUGCUGAAAAUAAAUAAUAAAAACAUUGCAGGAUUAUGAUGUCCACUCUCGGGAGUCAUUUCGUGGUGUUACAUCCAGACAGGCGGCCCUGUCUCCCAGCCACCUACUCCGUCUCUCUGCCUCUUUUGGUUUUGCUCUUGAGGGGGUGGUGAUGAUAGAUGGAUAGAUGGGGAGGCCUGGUACACACUGUGGCCUGUGUGAUGGUGUUGUAAAAUACCCCCAACAAAUUAUGGUAAUUUGACCCAGUGAGGAGGAAUGAGGAGUGCUCUCAGGAUACAAAUCAUGUUCCGGGAAGCUUGCCUCGAGGUUCUUCGCUGUAUGUGCUUUGUCUUUUACUGCAGCAUUUAGAAACACGACCACAGUCCACUGUUGCAACUGCUGUGUGUUUUUAGUUUCCACCAUAUUUUCUAUACUGUUUGUGGUUUCCCCUGAAGGUGAAAGAGCGUAAAUUACAUUAUUUAGAUUAAACACGACAUGUUCUAAUUGGAUUUGUCUUAAUAUGCAUGUGGGACUGCAGGGGAUUAGAACAAAGCAGAUUUAACAUGCUCGUCAUGUCAUCCCUUUGUAAUGUAAUGGCUAUAUAGUGGCCAAAGGUAUGUGGACAACUAUAUAUAUAUAUAUGUGAUUGUUGAGUAUGUCCAAAAUGGGCUUUAAUAUACUGCUUUUCAGAAGAUUUUUUUCUGCAGGGGUUUACUCCCAUUCAGAGAGGAUGUGUGAGCUCGGGCACAGAUGUUGUUCGGUUCAUCUCAAAGGUGUUGGACGGGGUUGAGAUCCGGGAUCUGUGCAGGCAAGUCAAGUUCACACACCCAAGGAAAGUGAGUGUCCUCUCGACUUUGUGGUAAAACCGUUUCUUUAUGAUGGGAAAGUAUCUCCCCCA